This is a messenger RNA of Ostertagia ostertagi, 243 nucleotides long. Lineage: Eukaryota; Metazoa; Nematoda; Chromadorea; Rhabditida; Trichostrongylidae. The record is from the annotation of a GenBank genome assembly.
AUGUGCUUAUUCUUCAGGCGGUACGUAAACAGUUUCAACUUUACUCAACCGUGGCUAUCAUGGCUUGCAGUCGGUGUUCUCACUGUCGCCACCAUACUGCUGUAUUUCGUGCCUUUACGUUGGAUCAUCAUGGUUUGGGGUAUCAACAAAUUCACCAAGAAGCUGCGCAAUCCUAACUUUAUCGACAACAACGAAGUGUUGGACUAUCUGUCCAGGGUACCGUGUGAUAAGGAUCUGGUGAGU